This is a messenger RNA of Prosopis cineraria, 980 nucleotides long. RefSeq names its product glutathione S-transferase U17-like. Lineage: Eukaryota; Viridiplantae; Streptophyta; Magnoliopsida; Fabales; Fabaceae. Gene Ontology annotation, molecular function: glutathione transferase activity. Gene Ontology annotation, biological process: glutathione metabolic process. The record is from RefSeq and is a predicted model, not a curated record. The transcript has 2 exons. Gene Ontology annotation, cellular component: cytoplasm. Bases 69 to 767 code for a protein of 232 amino acids.
UACUUUUUCCUACAUACACUGCACGGCAUCCCGUGGCCUUUCUCCCUCCCAGAUUAUACUGGUUACUCAUGGCAAACACUGACCUGAAGCUUCUCGGUGGUUGGUUCAGUCCAUUUGUGUUGAGGGUUAGGAUCGCGCUCAACAUCAAAUCUCUGGAAUAUGAAAACGUUGAAGCGACCUUGAACCCAAAAAGCCAGCUUCUUCUGCAGUCAAAUCCUGUACACAAGAAAAUCCCAGUCCUCCUUCACGGAGACAAACCCAUCUGUGAAUCUAGAGUCAUUGUCGAAUACAUAGACGAGGUUUGGAACUCUGGUCCCUCCAUCUUAUCAGCAGAUGCUUACGAUCGAGCCAUGGCUCGUUUCUGGGCUGCCUACAUCGAUGACAAGUUUUUUGUGGCCAUGGUAAGCGUUGUACGUGCAGAAGAUGAAGAAGGGAGGAAGCCAUACUUGGAGGAUGUGGAAGAUGCGCUUGUGACAAUGGAAGGUGAGUUGCAGAAACACUGCAGAGAAGGAAAGGGGUUUUAUGGAGGGGGUGAGAUUGGGUUGGUGGAUAUUACGUUAGGGAGCUUGAUGUGUUGGUUGAGUGUGAUAGAGACGAUGAGUGGAAGGAAGAUAUUGGUUGAAGCGAAGCAUCCAGGUUUGGUGAAAUGGGCAGAGAGAUUCUCAUCUGAUCCUAACGUGAAGGGGUUGAUUCCUGAGACUGAGAAACUCAUAGAGUUUGCAAAGGCUCUUAAGAUGAAGUGGAAAGCUGCUGCUUCUGCAAAGUAAUGGAACUCGUUUUCAAAGGUGCUGCUUUUGGGAUGUCAUAACAAUUAAUAAGCAGUUUCUUUCUUUGUUAAUGGGACAUUAACGGUCCUUCCGAAGCCACUGGACUAUUUGAUGGAAGCAGUUUUUAAAAACACAUUGUGUGGAAUUUGAAAUAUUUUUAUUUACAAUUUAUAAAUAAUGCAUUUUAUUAUAAAUUGUAUAUAUUUUAGGGAA